AUGGUGAAAGGAACUCAAACGGACAUUAAAUUAUGCAUAGAUGACUGGGAAGAGCACUCGUAUUCAUUUUCUUUUAGUACCAAGGUUACAUUUGUCGAGCAGCAAGAUUAUAUAACAAUACUUGAAGAGAGGAUUGAACAACAAUCUCUUCUGAUUAGCACUCUAAAGCAAGAAGUAGGACGCCUAAAAAAACAGUUAGAUGAAAAUGAAAGAAAGACAUUCAGUUUGGAGAACUUUAAAGACGACGACAGUGCUAUACAAUUUUAUACAGGCUUCCCAAACUACAAAGCUUUAAUGGCUGUGUAUGAAUACCUUGACCCGAAAGUGAGUAAAUUACAGUGCUGGACAGGAAAGACUGUUCCUGAUAGUCGCAGCUAUCAGGAAAAUCCUCAAUCCAAACCUGGACCAAUAAGAAACCUUACUGGCUUAGAGGAAUUUUUUAUGGUACUCGUUCGUCUAAAAGUUGGUCUAUUCGUCAAAGACCUGUCCGACAGAUUUGACAUAUCUAUUGCGGGACACUUUUCAAAAAAUUUUACUACUUGGAUUAACUUUCUGUGUCUGGAACUAAGACUGAUUUUUCCCUUUCGUUCACAAUCUGAUGAGUUGAGGAACAUGCCAUUAGAGUUUUCUCGCUCUCCAAGCACUACAGUCAUUAUUGAUUGCACAGAAGUGUUUAUUGAAGUGCCAUCUUCAAUGAAAUCUCAGUCAGAAACGUGGUCGAACUAUAAGCGCCAUAACACUUUCAAAGUGCUUGUAGGUGUGUCUCCCAAUAGCCAAGUUAUCUUUAUUUCCAAACUGUGGGGAGGGAGAGUCUCUGAUAAAGUCAUCUCUCAGCAAUCUGGGAUUCUUGAUUUGGUUGAUGCUAGAGACAUUCUAAUGGCAGAUAGAGGAUUUCAUAUAAAGGUGACAUUACCACCAGGCGUCGAUCUGAAUUUUCCCCCCCUUCAAAGGCACAAGGCAGCAGUUGACUGCAAAAGAGGUUGA
This is a messenger RNA of Stylophora pistillata, 984 nucleotides long. RefSeq lists its product as uncharacterized. The record is from RefSeq and is a predicted model, not a curated record. Lineage: Eukaryota; Metazoa; Cnidaria; Anthozoa; Scleractinia; Pocilloporidae.